Messenger RNA from Oreochromis aureus, 3695 nucleotides. RefSeq names its product SMG8 nonsense mediated mRNA decay factor (gene smg8). The record is from RefSeq and is a predicted model, not a curated record. Gene Ontology annotation, biological process: nuclear-transcribed mRNA catabolic process, nonsense-mediated decay. The coding region runs from base 61 to 2823 and encodes 920 amino acids. The transcript has 5 exons. Lineage: Eukaryota; Metazoa; Chordata; Actinopteri; Cichliformes; Cichlidae.
GGACCCGGAAAUGAUAGGGGAAAAGAGUCCGGGGUUGUUUUCAUCCCCCUGGUUUUCAACAUGAAGGAAGCAAACAUGGCUCGUCCCGUCAGUGUGGGGGAUCUACUACAAGCAGACCUCCUGGAGGAUGCUGCUUACCGGGAAGAGGGGCUGUGUGUGGUCGGUAUUUUCGGUAAAAGCAACAUGCAGCCCGGCGCGCUGAAGGAGUCUCUGAUCAACACACUGGCGGACAAGCACCUUUUCUCGAUGUUCGGCGGACCGGAGGACGGCGGCACGCCUAGCAGCCACAUCCAGGCUUUUUAUAACCAGGAGAACCGGGUGCUGUACCUCCUACUCUCCUCCGUCUGCGACAGCCGACAGCUGCUGCGGGCCUGCCUGUCUCUGGACACCGGGAGCGGACACUCUGACGCCCACGACUUCUGGAAGGGCCUGGAGCGGCAGCACUGCCUCCACCUGCUCUACAUGUUCUCCGUGUGUCACGUCCUGUUGCUCGUCCACCCCAACCAGACCUUCGACGUGACCUACGACCGGCUCUUCCGAGCUCUGGACGCUCUGCGGCAGAAGGUUCUGCCUCUGAUCCGGGCUGCCAUCAAAGACUCCCCGGUGUCCAAAGAGUGGAAGCUGAACUGCCGGCCCUGCCCUCCACGGCUCCUCUUCGUCUUCCAGAUGAACGUCACUCUGAAGGUUUCUGCAAACGGCUCAGAGUCAAACCCUGACAAACCUAAGAAGCACUCCCCCAGGCGGAGGCUUCAGCACGCCUUGGAAGACCAGAUUUAUCGCAUCUUCCGUAAAAGCCGAGUUCUCACCAACCAGAGUAGCAACUGCUUGUUCACGGUGCCCGCCAACCAGGCGUUUGUGUACGUGAUCCCAGCACUAGAUGAGGACCCCUUAGGUGCAUUGCUCGGUCAGCUGCGGUCCAACUGCAUGUUGUCUGAGCAAGACUCCUCCGUGUCCGUGUCGGGGCCGAGGCGCUAUCAGCAGAUACGGCAUUCAGCUCGGCACCCCAGCAGCAGCGGAGACUCAGGCAGCAUAUCGAUAGGCAGUCAGCUGGUGGACUGCAGCUUGAAGGAAUUCCUCUGGCAGCAUGUCGACCUGGUGCUCACCAAAAAAGGUUUCGAUGACAGCGUCGGCCGCAACCCGCAGCCUUCGCACUUUGAGCUGCCGACCUACACCAAAUGGGUCCAGGUCGCCUCCAGACUCCACCAGGUCCUCAUCAAAAACACAGACGAAGAAAUGGCUGAGCUAGCCACAAAAGUGCAAAGCCAGGUGAAGGUUUUGGAGGGUUUUCUCGACGCUGACACAAAGUUCUCUGAGAACAGGUGCCAAAAAGCUCUGCCUCUGGCUCACAGCGCCUACCAGUCCAAUCUCCCCCAUAACUACACCACCACGGUCCAUAAAAACCAGUUGGCUCACGCUCUGCGGGUGUACAGCCAGCACGCUCGAGGCGUGGCUUUCCAACGCUACGCUUUGCAGCUUCAUGAGGACUGCUACAACUUUUGGAGCAACGGACACCAGCUGUGUGAGGAGCGAAGUCUGACUGACCAGCACUGUGUUCACAAAUUCCACCUGCUGCCUCAGCCAGGAGAGAAGCCUGACAUGGAUCACAACCCACCAAUCAUGAAUCACAACAGUAGGGGGCGCUCCACCAGCUCCUGUAACUGUGGACGGAAACAAGCUCCCCGUGAGGAUCCUUUUGACAUCCAGGCAGGAAAUUACGACUUCUACCAGAUGCUGGAGGAGAAAUGCUGCGGGAAGCUGGAGAGGAUUGAGUUUCCAGUGUUCCAGCCCAGCACUCCUGACCCGGCCCCGGCAAACCAGGCUCAGAGAAACCCCUGUGAGGCUUCAGGAUCGGGUGACGCAGAGAGGCUGAAGGAGCCCAGCACUGCCCAGAGCCACACGCCUGGAGACACCAGCCUUAGCCUGGCUCUCAGUCUAGGCCAGUCUACAGACAGCUUGGGGCCCUACGGGGACGGAGACGGAGCCGAAACACAAGUCCAGCAAAAGAGGCCGAGCCUUGUUGACCGGCAGCCCUCCACUGUGGAGUACCUUCCUGGAAUGAUGCACUCUGGCUGCCCUAAAGGUCUCCUCCCUAAAUUCUCCAGCUGGUCACUGGUGAAACUUGGCCCAGCAAAGUCAUAUAACUGCCACACGGGCCUGGAGCAGCCAGGUUUCCUCCCCGGCUCCUCAUUCCUCUUGCCGUGGGACUUGGUGAUUCGCUCCCGAUCGGAGGAAGAUGCAGGACUAAUGGAGCCUUUGGACGGAGGCACGUCCUCGUGGCCAGCCCCCAACAAGACCCUCGUGGGAAAGCGAGGCAGCACCGGUGGGCUCGGUAGGAGUCGCAGGAGGGAAGACAUGGCUCGCAUCUUUGUGGGGUUCGAGUAUGAAGACGGCAGGGGGAGACGCUUCAUCAGCUGCGGGCCUGAUAAAGUAGUGAAGGUGCUGGGGCCGGGGGGCGCUAAAGAUCCUGCCACCAGGGUGCUAAACACCGACAUGCCGCUGUACAUCCCAUCUCCCUCCCAGGGCCGUGGCUUGAAGCCCCACUUCGCCCAGUUGGCACGCCUUUUUGUUGUAGUGCCUGACGCCCCACUGGAGGUUACCCUCAACCCACAGGUACAGCCAGGCCCUCCUCCCUGUCCGAUCUUCCACCCAGAGCAGACUGAAAUAUCGUUGCCACCUGAUGGCCUUUGGGUGCUGCGGUUUCCCUAUUCCUACGCCACAGAGCGUAGUCCCUGUUACCCCCCCAAAGAGAACCAGCCCCUCAACAACUACAAGGUGCUGCGAGGUAUCCUGAAGGCCACCACUGCCACCUCGCCACCGCAAUAACCCUUAAGGUUUUAUUCAGGACUCCACCUUCGCAGACCCUCCCAGUGUUGUUUCUGUACAUUCUGUAUAUUUGCAGUCACUGCAAAUAUUUUCUUUUUUGUUGACAUGUUUUACGUUGGAUGGUCUCCACAGAUAAGCGUUUGCACACAUGCUCUGGUGUAUGUGAGACUGUAUUAGCUGCUCUGUAAACCGUGUUUAGUGUCAAAUCCAUUCAUGCAAUACUGUGUUGCAUUUACCUCUGGCAAUGCAGACGCAAACGCUGGUGUGGUCGAGCUCUUUCCUCACCAAAUCCUCAGAUGUGCUUGAAGUGGGCUAUUUCCCAAGUGUGAAAAAUAAUUUGAUCUGUCUCAAGUGAAUGUGUGACAACAGCUUUGUACACCUACAGAUUUGGACCACUGGUUCUCAGACUGUGAGGCAUGUUUAAGCAGAGGAAAAAAAAGCCUUUAAAUUAAAACUGGGAUUAUUUUAUAUUUUUAUCAGUAAAUAAAAAUUGCAAAAUGCGACCGUUUUAUUGGCUUGUGCACGAGGACAUGCUAGAAAAAAGUUUGAGAAGUGAUUUAAAUUAACUUAUUUUCACUUUUUUUUGCUCCCCAGAAGACAGAUCAAUGUUGCAGUGACAUUAAUCUUUACAUCUGAAGCUUAGGCACAAUAAUAGCACCAGGAAAAACUUCCUUCAAACUUAACUUGAGGGGGCAUGGAUCCUGUAGCAGCUGUUUCCAGCAUCCCUGCACAUUCACGCUGGCAAGCUAAUGAUGUAAAUUUUCCUAUCACUUGUCAAACUUCUAAAAACCUGCCCAACACAAUGAACGCCUUCCAAGAGAGACUGUAAAUCAGGGGUGCCCAAUCCCAGUCCUCGAGAGCUACUGCCCUGC